AUGUUUAGUGGUAUUGAUUUCCUACUAUGCUCAUCCUAUGCCAUAAUUUUUGACAUAACUAGAAACUCAACCAAGAUACCAGGAAAAUCGACGCCAGCUAAUUUAACUAAGUUACCAGUGAAAAAGCCACGUUUCACUCAUAAACCAAAACCAACUACGAGGCAAGUGAGAAUAGCACCGUAUCCUGGUAAAAGUAUUUCUCCACAUAAUAGAGGUGUGCACAAGCCUCAUAAGAAUCACUCAGGUGUAGCGAUCAAAGUAGGAAUUCCAAUGAAUUAUCGUGGUGGUUCCAAACUGGUAAGCGAUAACUCAUCACUAACGGAAGUUGACAAACCUGUAGUGGAAAGAAUUAAAAACUUUACUAGAAGUCGACGUGAACGACGUAAGCUUCUGUUUGCAUAA
Molecule: messenger RNA, 402 nt
Organism: Trichobilharzia szidati
Lineage: Eukaryota; Metazoa; Platyhelminthes; Trematoda; Strigeidida; Schistosomatidae
Source: the annotation of a GenBank genome assembly